AUGCCCACCAUCUAUUCGUCCUUGUACCAAAACUUCAUCCGUCAAGGAUUUGCGAAAUCUUUCACUCACGGCUACGCGCAAUCUGUCGUAGCUGCUACACAUCCCCAUGUUCUAAAUUCGCAGAACCGUCCGUCGUUUGCUCGACGUAACAGUCAGCGCGUCGGACGCCUCACUAGUCUCCAGCUUCAAAAUGCCUUUCAUAGCUCGAACCCGAAUGCCCGACAUGAGCUUCGCCACGAGAAAGAUGGGAGUCAUGGAAGCCUAGAUGCCUAUUUUGAGGCACUGAGAAAACAGCAGGACAAUGGCGACAUUGAGAAAGAGUGGACUCAAUUUCAGUUUCCUAAGCCCAUCGAGUGGAAGCCGAAUGCUUCGUCUGUCCUCGAGGAUCCCGAGUCCAAUGCGCUCGAUGUUGAUGCUCUCGAGGCUGUUGAAGCUAGUCAGAAUGCCGGCGAGGAUCUACCGGUUCCUGUCGACAUAGAUGUUGCAUUAGCGCAUAUUGACGCUGCUAUUGAGAAGGAGAUCGAAGCCCGCGAAUUACGAGAAGCUCUAGAGAGCCCCGCGCGUUCUCUAAGAACAUCGACCCCUUCUAUCGCGAGUGGCGUCCAGUCCCGAGCUAGAUCCCCCGUUCUCGAAAGACCGGCGACACCUAUUGGUAUCUCUCGCACAGUAACACCGUCGGUUGAUCCCCAGUCUAAGAGCUACGCGGACCAUCUCACGAAGCUUUCUGAAGAUGGCCGAUAUGCUGAGAUUCCUGCUGUCUUUGAAGCUAUGCUUGUUGCCGACAUCAAGCCUACGGCCGCAUCCUACAAUGCCCUGCUGGUCGCUGCUAUCCACAUCCCUACCGAAAAGAUCGAGGUGGUUUCUAAGGCCUUGGAUGUCUAUGCCGACAUGAUGCGACGGAAGAUCACGCCAGACAGCGACACGUAUAACAUUCUAGUUGGUCUGUUAGCUGCUCGAUGUCUGGAGGUGUCCACACUCAAGAAGGGUUUGGAGGAUAAGCGUCUCCGUUUUGGUGGUAUGGAUGAGCCUGGGAAGUUCAUGUUCGCCUCGAAUGAGCUGGAACACGCCAUUCUGUCGGAAGACGACAGGCUCGACCUUGCCGUCAAGCUUUUUGAGACGUCUGUCUUAACAAACAGGGCUAACUACUCAUCGGAAACUUAUCAUCAACUCAUCUCGGCGUGUGCUCAGGCUGGCCGAGUCUCUGAUAUGCUGCACCUAUUUGAGCAUAUGGAGUUGAGUGGCUCUGUCCCCUUUGCGGCUACCUUCCCUUCCAUGAUUACUGCAUUUGCCAACACUGGUGAUUUAGCCAGUGCUGUCGAGUGCUACAAUGAGUACAAGGAUCUUGCUGUCGCUCAUGAUAACGGUAAAUACACGCUGAAUGAUCGAUUGGACUCAGAGGUUUACGCUUCGGUAAUCAAUGCAUACGUCAUCAACGACAAGCUUGACGGUGCUAUGAACUUCUACGAGAAGAUUGUCAAGUCGUACGGAGUUGGUGCUGCCGAAAUUCAGGACGCCAUCAUCAGCGGCGGAUUCGUAAAAGGGUUUACGACAAGGGGAAUCUACCAUGAAGCGCUUCAAUGGGCACAGGCUAUUGAGAAUGAGGCUCGCUUAAGCGCUCUGGCGGAUAUUGCUACUGCUGCUGCCGACUUUGGUGACCGACAUACCGCAACUGCUGCGUUCGCCCACAUUCCUACAGUGUUCCAGGGUAUUGCAACUCCGGCGAUGGCUUUGCUUGCCCUCAGCGUUCGUCAUGGCGAUGUUCCAGCUGCCGCUCGAUAUUGGCACAUCCUCAAUAGUCCUGAGAUCAAAGUUGACUCAUCAUUCAUCGAGCCGGCAGCUAUGUAUGCGGUCGCGAUGAUUGGUUCUGGUCAGGUUGCUGAAGGUUUAGCCCAGUCUGAGAUAAUGUUCCAACGAAUUCGAGCUACCGAAACCGACGCAAGACCAAACCUCGCCGAUGAAUUGGAAGAAAGCGCCGAAUUCAUAUCUCGGUUCAUGGCUAUUCGUGGUGUUGUGGAUCCUCGUGAAGUCGCUACUCCAGUCAGCUUUGAGCAACAUGUCUUCACUGCAUCGCCUUAUCCUUCAACACCCACUGUCUCAAGCUAUGAGGAUAACUUCGAUCCGUACGCGCACAAUACUGAUUUCAAGGGUUCGUCCAUAAUCUCGGAUGAACUUGAGGGUGCACAUGGACGCAAGGGACCCCGACUCCACGAGGCGCUAACGCGCUUCCGCAACAUGCGACGUGCAGGGCGUCACCCCAGAUAUAUCACCUACGCUAAGAUGAUUUCUGCCGCGGCGCGAGACGGCAAGAUGGAUCUGUGUCAUGAAGUUCUUGCGACGGCACGAACUGAUGUCCCUUUCCUCCCUCAAUACUCUGUCGUCCGUUACGGUUGGUCUUCUAUUCUCGAUGCUAUGGUUGGAGCUUGCUUGACCCUUGGCGAUCGUGUUCUGGCAGAGCAGUACCAUCUUGAGCUUCUUGAGAUGGGAGCUGCUCCCUCGGCAAAUACCUUUGGUCUCUACAUUACUACCCUCAAAGAAUCCACCAAGACCUUCGACGAAGCCUCAGAAGCUGUCAAGAUCUUCCACCGAGCUAAGGCCGAGGGUGUCGAGCCUUCAUCUUUCCUAUACAACGCUCUAAUUGGUAAGCUUGGCAAAGCCCGCCGCAUCGAUGACUGCCUCUUUUAUUUCGCCGAAAUGCGUGCCCUCGGUAUCAAGCCAACUAGUGUCACUUAUGGAACAAUUGUCAACGCUCUGUGCCGUGUUAGCGACGAGAAGUUUGCCGAGGAGCUUUUCGAUGAAAUGGAGUCGAUGCCCAACUACAAGGCUCGUCCGGCCCCGUACAACAGCAUGAUGCAAUUCUUCCUCACUACUAAACGCGACAAGACUAAGGUCCUUGCAUACUACGACCGAAUGCAGGCCAAGGGAAUUACACCGACUGCUCACACGUAUAAGCUUCUUGUUGACACUCACGCUACUCUUGAACCUGUGAACAUGACUGCUGCUGAAGUUGUCUUGGACAUGAUUCGUGCUUCUGGCCAGAAGCCCGAACCGGUACACUAUGCUUCACUCAUUCAUGCUCGUGGCUGUGUCCUCCAUGAUAUGCAGGGUGCUAGGAAGAUCUUCGACUCUGUUAUGAGUGACCCCAGCAUUCACCCCAAUGCUUCCCUUUUCCAGGCAUUGUUCGAGGCUAUGGUUGCGAACCAUCAAGUCGCGGAUACCGAGGCACUCUUAUCCGUAAUGAAGCAGAAGCGCGUUGAGCUUACACCUUACAUCGCGAACACUCUUAUUCACGGCUGGGCUGGCGAGAAGAACAUCGACAAGGCUUCUUCAGUUUACAACAGCGUCGGCCGUGAGAAGCGCGAACCUAGUACAUAUGAGGCAAUGACUCGGGCCUUCCUUGCUGUAGAAGACCGCGAGCGUGCCAAGUCAGUAGUAGGCGAAAUGCUUUCGAGAGGAUACCCCAGCGCUGUGGUUAACAAGGUCCUCGAGCUCCUCGGUGGUGGCAACGGUGAAGAAGCUGUUGUCAUAUGA
This is a messenger RNA of Daldinia childiae, 3528 nucleotides long. Its product is annotated as Pentatricopeptide repeat-containing protein 5, mitochondrial. The record is from RefSeq and is a predicted model, not a curated record. The transcript has a single exon. NCBI's taxonomy places the organism in Eukaryota, Fungi, Ascomycota, Sordariomycetes, Xylariales, Hypoxylaceae. Gene Ontology annotation, molecular function: protein binding. Bases 1 to 3528 code for a protein of 1175 amino acids.